Messenger RNA from Acipenser ruthenus (sterlet), 2896 nucleotides. Its product is annotated as sterile alpha motif domain-containing protein 10-like. Gene Ontology annotation, molecular function: protein binding. Bases 265 to 789 code for a protein of 174 amino acids. NCBI's taxonomy places the organism in Eukaryota, Metazoa, Chordata, Actinopteri, Acipenseriformes, Acipenseridae. Gene Ontology annotation, biological process: cell surface receptor protein tyrosine kinase signaling pathway. The transcript has 5 exons. Gene Ontology annotation, cellular component: cytoplasmic side of plasma membrane. The record is from RefSeq and is a predicted model, not a curated record.
AUUUCUAUGUGUUUCCGGCUGCCUGAAGGCAGUUCCAAAUGGAAAAACGAGUGCUGGUUUGGCUGGAGUAAUCUUGAUCGGUCGUGUGGGAAUAUUGAAUAGGCGAACAGCAGCAUACGUGGUCAGACAGCCGUCAGAGCGGAACAGACGCGGGAGCUGAGCUGUGCUGUGUAUUAGCAGCUUUCACACUAUCCCAUCCUUAAAAAACCUUUAACAGCAUGGGCGAUUUCUAAACAAAUACUCUGGGAGAUACUGUGACCUACAAUGGCUGUGGAUGCGGCUGCCAGCUUCAGUUUCUGCAGGAAUGUUCUGGAGCACACUGUCUCGGCGGAGGAGCUCAACUACCAGUUGCCCCGGCAGCCAGGGGGCAGCCUUACCUGGCAUGAUGGGAGAGGGCAAAGGGUGGCAGGUGGCAGGACCGUCAAACUGCUGCAGCAGCCAGGGACAGAAACAAUACAGAUCAGAUCGGGUCAGGCGUUCAGUGUCUACCACACAAGCCCCACGCUGACCAGUCUAUCCAAACCGGUCGUCCUCUGGACACAGCAGGACGUCUGCAAAUGGCUGAAGAAGCACUGUCCACACAACUACUUGACCUACGUAGAGGCCUUCUCACACCACGCUAUUACAGGGCGAGCACUCCUGAGACUGAACGGGGAGAAGCUGGAGCGCAUGGGCAUUGUUCAGGAGACUCUGCGGCAGGAGGUCCUACAGCAGGUGCUGCAGCUGCAGGUGCGAGAGGAGGUGCGGAACCUGCAGCUCCUCAGUCAAGCUUCUUUUGGAAAUCUCUAGAAGCUUAUCCGUCCUUUUGGCAGCUCGCUUCUCACACAAUGCAUCUGGGAUUCCUUUGGGAGGGACUGCUGCAGACUCCAGAUAGGAAGAUGGAAAAGCAUUCUUUCAAUUGGAAAGAAGGCUUUGGCCUCCGAGGGACUGAUUCAAACCACACUCUGCGAGGCUUUAGAGGAACAGGCUUAUAACAAGGGUGGACACUGAAAGCGUGCUGCUGGGGAUUCAUACAACGGCCUGCAAUGUAGAUGAACAUUGUUAGCGAAACCCAAUAGGACUUCUGUAUGGAUUUUUUUUUUUUGUCAGGCUGAAAACUGAAACUGCUAAGCACCUCUGAUAAUCAGAUUUUAAAAUGCAUUUCUCGUAUUCUAAAUAUGGAGAAUCCUUUUAGACUUCAGAUCACUUGUAUUAACAGGUCCUGUGGUUUUCUUUUACACUAAUGGACUGACCUUGCUGUCAAGCCAUGGUGGUCGAUGCUAACUGUUAAAUUGUUCACCAUCUUAAAACUGAAUGCUAAAGUUUUAACGCUGCCAUAAAUAAUAAUAAUAAUUAUAAUAAUUAUUUAUUAUUUUUAAUAUGUUUGUUAUGUUGACAUUGAUUUUUGUUUUUAAAUUAUUCUCAUUUAAAAUUGUAACACAUUUUAAUUAGACAACAUCCUCCUAAACAACACAAGUCGUUGUAGUGUCACAAAAUGAAGUUACAAACAAUCAAGACAACUGGAUAACAGAGGACCGUUAUAAUUUCAAUGAUUUUAAAAGAAAGCCAGUGAAUGUGUACAAUAUUUGAUGCAUUGUAAUGCAUUGCAAUCUCUCUCUAUAUAUAAUCUAUAAAUGUAAUUACAUGGCAAAUGCCUGUAUCCCGGUGUUACAAUCUAAUUACAUCAGAUAACAAAAUCUUGUUCCCGAAGCCAUUCAUAUAAUUACACAGUAGCCACUGUGUGAACGAAGAAGCAUUGCUAAUUACCCAGUAAUCUGUUCUGUAAUAUCACGUGGUACCCAAUAUUAUGUCUAUGAGAUGGGUAAUAUUAAAAGGACUCAUUUCUUAUACCAGUACUCACUGUGUAUUCAUCCUGUAGCUUCAUCAGGCUUCCCUUCAUUCUUAAAAACCUGUUCAUUGUCUGUAAGGUAUAGGCACAUCACUGUGUGUUUCAGCCUGGAAAGACAAAAUGUUUGAAAUGUUGAUGGAUUUAUUACCGGGAUCUAAAUUAUAUAGAACACUCACAUGAAUCACCGUCAAUUGAUUUGCACAGGGUUGCUCUUCUCUGAGACAAAGUGAAAGUGUGGGUUUAGUGCAAUAUUUAUGCAGAAUAUAUUCAAUAUUCAAGGACAGCCGUCAAUCCAGAAAAAACACAAUGAAGAAUCUGUUGAACUGAAACCCUCUCUUCCCAAGACUCUCUUUCUGUCAAUCUUUAUUAUACAUCUAGUUUCACAGACCUCUUUGAGUACUGCAGUCCAACAUUAGUGCUCAUCGGGGACUGUUAAACCAGUCAUAUCUUAUUGCUUUGUAUCCCGCAAUCAUGUCACAUUUUAUAAUCGGGUAUUAUUCCUUUGGUUACAGUUGAAGACAUUCUUCCAUAAAAAGCAGAUGUUGUCUAUCCCAUUUAACUAAAGGCUGUUUUAGCUGCUGGCACAAAUUUCCUUUUAUCUCUGAAGCCUUUUUAUCACUUGAUCUAAAUAAACCUGCCCCUUCUACUACCUGCAGCAGGAAAAAUUGAACAAAGGAAAGAAAUGGAUCUCAUUUUUAACAAAUAGUAUAUUGAUACUAUUCUACAGAAAACACCUGCAGAGAUUGAAUUUGCAUCAGAGGGUAACAACCUUCUUGUGAAUUGCUCUAGGGUGUACAGUAGCGUGUGACAUUAUUAGCCACACAUUUUUUACCUUGCUAGCCCCGAAUCACACUUUUGACAAAUGUAUUAAGAAUGGGUUUACAUUAAUGCAAACAUAGAUAUUGCCUUAUGUAAAGUACCUUGCUUCCAUCAACUUAUUUUCCAUAUUUUUUCCAAAAACCUUGUUUCCUUCUAUCCUUGAUUGUAAGUAAACAUGGUAAAUAUACAGGAAUGUGAAUACGGCAGAAUCAGAGCGUGUUCUUGUAAUAUAUUUGUAUUAAAAAUGAU